Molecule: messenger RNA, 458 nt
Organism: Paramecium tetraurelia
Lineage: Eukaryota; Ciliophora; Oligohymenophorea; Peniculida; Parameciidae
Exons: 3
Source: RefSeq, a predicted model, not a curated record
AAUAUAAGUAAAUUAAGAAAAAUGAUGAUGGAAAUGUAUGUGUAUUGGACAGCAAAAUGCGAGUUCAUUUUUGAAAGCUGGAGAAUUUAUGAUGAUUAACCAUUUUUGUUAUUUUGUGGUUGCUUCUUAUCUUGCCUAUAUUCAAUUAUUCAUAUCAUGUAUAUGCUUUAAGGUGAUAAAGUAUAAAUCUUUAUGAAACAAUUUAUGUCAAGAAGAAUAGGAUUUUCUAUAUAUUAAUUCUUUCUAACUCUGUCAAGUAUGAUUACAAUGAUGUUGUUAAUGACGAUGAACGCCUGGGUCAAUAUAGCAGUCGGGGUUGGAUACACGAUAGGAUAUGGAAUUACAUAGGUUACUAAACCAAAUUCAAAAUACACUCAAGUUGAUUCGAUAUGACCAAAAUUGAUAUACAAGAGUUUAAUUUAUAAUUAUUAAGAAUAUCUAAUAUAUAGACAAUUCCA